AAAACAAUUCAAGCCAAUGUCCGGCGAUAACCAGAUCCGAUUCGGACUCUUAACCUGCACAAACAUAGUCCGCAAACUCUCUCGAGCCAUAAACCUCUCUCCAAACGCUACAAUCUCCGCCAUAGCCACCACAAGCUCCAUCGAAGAAGCAAAAUCAUUUACUAAAUCCAACAAUUUCCCUCCGAAUACAAAGAUUCACAUCUCCUACGAAUCACUUCUAGAAGACCCCGACGUUGACGCCGUCUAUUUUCCUAUCCCCACUCGCCUCCACGUCGAGUGGGCUACACGCGCCGCUCGCAAGGGUAAGCAUAUACUCCUUGAUAAGCCUGUUGCUUUAAACGUAUCUGAGUUUGAUCAGAUCGUUGAAGCUUGUGAGGUUAAUGGUGUUCAAUUUAUGGAUGGAACUCAGUGGAUGCAUAAUCCUAGAACGUAUAAGAUUAAGGAAUUUGUCAACGAUUUAGAGAGUUUUGGUCAGAUUAAAUCUGUACAUUGUUGUUUCUCAUUUGCUGCGAAUGAUGAUUUUUUAAAACAUGAUAUUCGUGUAAAGCCUGGUCUUGAUGGGCUUGGAGCUCUUGGUGAUGCUGGAUGGUAUACGAUCCAAGCGAUUCUUCUUGCUAACGACUUUAAACUUCCGAAAACCGUUACUGCUUUACCCGGUUGUGUGUUAAACGAUGCGGGAAUUGUUCUUUCUUGUGGUGCGUUGUUUGAUUGGGAAGAUGGGAUAAGUGCAACGAUGUACUGUUCUUUUUUGGCGAAUUUAACUAUGGAGAUAACUGCGAUUGGUACGAAAGGUACUCUUCGUGUUCAUGAUUUUGUUAUACCGUAUCGGGAAACCGAGACUGCGUUUACUACGAGUGGUAGAGGUUGUGUUAGUGAGCAUAAAGUUAUGACUGAGCUUCCACAAGAGGCGUGUAUGGUUAUAGAGUUUGCUCGGUUGGUUGGAGAAAUCAAAAACAGAGGAGCUAAACCGGAUGGGUUUUGGUUGAGCAUUAGCCGGAAGACGCAGCUGAUUGUUGAUGAGACAGAGGCUAGUUUGCCACUGAACCGGAAAUUUUAAUCAGGCCUGCCAUUUUGGAGUCUGUAUGCCACUACUAAUAUGAUAAUUCGAUUUUACCCCUGGAAACCCUCUGAAUCAUCAAGAAAGUUUAACAAAUCAA
Arabidopsis arenosa is the source of this 1157-nucleotide messenger RNA. The record is from the annotation of a GenBank genome assembly. Lineage: Eukaryota; Viridiplantae; Streptophyta; Magnoliopsida; Brassicales; Brassicaceae.